This is a messenger RNA of Trypanosoma brucei brucei TREU927, 1242 nucleotides long. RefSeq lists its product as hypothetical. Lineage: Eukaryota; Euglenozoa; Kinetoplastea; Trypanosomatida; Trypanosomatidae. The record is from RefSeq and is a predicted model, not a curated record. The transcript has a single exon. The coding region runs from base 1 to 1242 and encodes 413 amino acids.
AUGUCUGCGUGGGCCUCUGGAGAUACACUAGAGAGGUUGAAGCUAAAGCCCGAAACUGCUCCUAGCAAUAGGGGUAACGGUCGGCAGGCGUCCGCUGACGCCACGAGCAGCACCUCAGUUAAGGCAACUAGUAAUGCGGAUGCCGAAGGUGUUGUGCAAGCCUCCAUGGCUGCAACAAUAGCCUCCACCAAUAAAAACAAAAACAAGAAAGCAUUGGAAGGCAAGGUAUCGAAAAAGAAUGCCCCUAAAAACACAGCCCACACUGCGGAUGAAAAACAGCCACCCACACAGGAACAGACAGCAUCGUCCUCUGGGGGUGCGAAGCGGAACGAGCCAAAGAAAGGGGCGUCUGACUCCCGUGACUGUCCCGUUACACUUCCAAGCGACGUAGCAGAGCUUGUAGUGAAUGCAUUCACAUUCAUCGGCACCGUGCAAGCACUGAGGGCGGGAACAAGUACGGAUGGAAGGGAGUCGAUGCUCUCUGCGGCGGUUAGGGCACCAGAGUUCGUGCCACAACGCAGGGAUUACGCCGUGCAGAACGCCACGUCGGGCAGCGACACCCAACAUGUGGGCGAGCUUGCCAGUAACGCCUACCCGAUGCAUCAUCACCACCACCAUCACCACUAUCAGCUGCACCAACAACAAAAGCAACCGCAGCACACGCCGCUGGUAUCGACCUCGCGGGUGCAACAACAGGAACAACCACCGUGGGCACCCUACUACAAUGACCAGCAGCACCGACAGCAUCACAGCGUGCACCACCAUCGCCAUCAGCAGCAGCAACAACAGCUAGCGUACGGUCAACCCGACUGCACGACGGGAAAGAUGUACCACGAUGCAUACAGCCCUGUAGACUACGAUAUGAAUCUUUGUGCUGCACCUCCGUACUCGCGCAUGUACAGCGGGUAUCCCGGAAUGUGCAUGGGCGCCAACAUGCUCCCCAACAUGAGCGGUUACGGUGGACUUGCCCUCCGCCGACCUUUACCGUACUUUCCACAGCAACAGAAUCAAGUGACUGCCUACAAGUCAACCCAUGUUGGCCAACAGCAGCCGUGGAUGCGCAAUGACAGUGGUCCGUCUAAUGCUAGGAAAGGAAGUGGUGCGGGUCAAUGGUAUCCGGGGGGACAAGCCGGCUUUAACGAUGCCUUGAGUGUGUGGAAUCAGCAGCGGAACGCCGGAAACUGGGCAAGGCAGGCGGAGCAAAGUGGGCCAGCGGGAGCGCACACAUCUUCCGCACCAUGA